GCCGGCCACGAAAAUGAUCAGAGUUGGCUCCUGACUACAUCAUCACGCACGACAGUGAUUUCUCGUUUAUAUCUGAGCUUCAUCCUUCCUGACUUACUAAGGAAAUACUAUGGCAGAAGUAUUUGGGAUUGUUGCGGGAGCUUUUGGCGCUUGUUCGCUGGCGCUUGAGUUACUGGAGGUCACAAAAUCUGCACAGCGUUAUUGGCGACGCAUCCAUGACCUCCCUUCCAUUUCCACGGAAAUCUCGGACAGCCUCGGGAAUAUUGAACGACUUCUCACGGCUAUCAGGAAGUUGGCUAUCCAAGAGCCUAGAGAUCAUGAUGUAAUCGCAUGUUUGGAACGCAGCAGACCCUCAUUAGAAAGAGUCAAAGAUAUUAUACAGAACGUCGAGGCAAGCGGGGCCAACGGGAGGUUGCGAAAAAUCAAAGAUACGUUCAAGCGCACUGCUUUGGAGGACCAACUCUCAGUGGCAAGGGCAUCUCUUAGGGAGACAAUAAAUGAUCUGUCUCUCGCUCUGCUUGUUUCACAACUUCAACUUCUUGUCAGCAAUCUUUGAUUCUUUCCAAUAUGGAAAGAAGGCUGGAUGAAAUAAGGAGGGAAGAUGCAGUGAUUAAGAUCAUUGCAAAGUCCAAAUCGAAAGAUGAUAUGGGCUCACUUGAGGGCAUAUCCAUUGAUUUAACUUCGCCCGCGAACUCCCAGGGUAUUAUCCGACGAAAAGAUCUUCCUGGUAGCUCUUGUUGCUGUCGAUUCGAGACCGAUGAAAGUUUGGGAGCACAAAGCAGUCAACCCGAUUUCAACCACAGUGACUAUGGUAUAUCUCAACGUUCCUUGAGGCAGCGCACACACCACGAGGUCUACCAGAUCAGAAGCCAACACUUCAAUCUUUUUUGGGGAACGCUGUCAGUAUCAAUUCUGAGGAAGAAGAAUACAGCAAGUGAUUCCAGCAAAAGGCGAGAAAACUCAUACGCAGAGAUAAAAUUCAGAUUUGCUCCUUGGUCGUUCAUCUGCAAAGCGUUUAUAGCAAGGCUAUAUGCAAGUACGACUGGAGGACUGAACCUGUGGCAGAACCUAGCAACAGUGCAAAUCGUCCCAAGAUACAAGGGGAUAUUUCUUAAUGUCUGUUGUGGCGAAGUCGGAACAGUGAGGAAAACAUUUGAAGAGAGAAAAGCUUCGCCGAACAGUGCAGACAAGUAUGGACAUUCAUUAAUUGCUAUGGCAGCUGGGAACAGCCAUCUUGAACUGGUCCGUUACUUCCUUGACCUUGGAGUAAAUACUCAGAUUGUUGAUGAUAAUGGAAGAAAUCCUUUGCAAUAUGUGUGUUACCUUCGAGGAGGUCCGCUCGAUAAAAAAGAUUGGGAAAUUUUACGUUUGUUGAUGGAGAAAGGCCAAAUUGAUCCUUGGACACCUGACUUUACUGGUCAAAACCUUUGGCACACCUUCUGCCAGGCUUGUCAAUCAAGCACUGAUUUUCCAUGGAGGUCAAUGGCGACUGAAUUCUUUCCAAUCCUGGAUGAUCAAGACUGCUUUGGCCGCACCGCUCUCUUCUUUAUGUCCUCGAAUGCCAAGGCCAGCCUUGACUUUUUUCAAUGGCACCUGAAAAACGGGGCAAGCCUGUCAGUUUCUGCGAACGGGCGUUUUCCGCAAUGGGACGGACUUACCUGUCUUCAUGCUGCUAUCGCCUCUCUUCAGCCUCGACAUCCAAGAUCAAAAUCCGAACCGUUCCAUGUGGACUUGGCGGAGAUUUGGGCCGAUGUGUUUCCAACUUGGAAGGCUCGAGGGCCGAUUUAUAAUGAAGAUGAUCGCGUCAAUCAGAUGAAACGAAUUGAAUUGCUCAUUCAGCAUGGUGCUGACUUGUUCGCGGCUUCAGAAUUCUAUGGCACACCGACUGACGUUGCCAGAUUCACUGGGAACUUCGAUAUUUGGAUCAAUUCUCUGAAAAAUUGUGGAAUCAAUCCAAAACAAGUCUUGGCGACAGAUAAGAAGAUUGAGCGCAGCAAAAAGUUUUGGGUGACAGAACUUCUGGCGCGCAAACAGAAAUUUGAGAAGCGGAAACUCCAUCAGCACUUCAAUGACAUCUUCGGGGUUCUUGACGACUUUCAAUUCUCGGAGAACGCGCACGGGAUCAAACCCAGGGCAUCUGGAGCUCUACCGGCAAAUCCAUUGCUUCUGAAGACGAAAUCGUACAGAGAGGUACUACAUAUACUCCGGUCUUCCCUCUUCAACGCAAUUCUUCUGGACGAAGAGAAUCAAGGCUUUGGUACUCGGAUUCUCGCAGACGCUGAAUUCUUUGACGGUGCUUACCAUGCCAACUUCUUUGACGACCACACCUACUACGAGGUGAGCUCGAAAAAUAUUCUGUUUUACAACAAAUUGCACCGAUAUCUCGAAAUGGUAGCCACUAUUGCAUCUGCAGAUGCUGAUCUUGAAGAGCUGGAGUGGAAAUCCAACCACUAUAAAUACUAUCCCUUUCUCAAAGCAAUGGCUGCGUUUUAUUUGGACAGAGCCUUUCGCUUUCCUCACCGUGGCUAUGAUUGGAAAUAUAUGGAUGAUACGAGUGAAGUCGAGCCAAGUAUACCUGGGUCAUGGCCUACAGGUUAGGCGGGUGAACAGGGAAUAGGAUGUGGGUUCUUUGGGUACAAAAAUUUUAUAAUAUAAUGCCUUGCAGCCUUCGGAGUACUUGGAGAAACAGUGCAUAUUGGUCACAUGUAUUUUUAUCGUCAACCCAUUGAAUUUGGAUUAUAUGAAAGAGGUGGUCAAAGGUAUUGUUGAGAUAGAUGGCUUCAUCUAUGUCAAGGGUAUCUACUAUUCAGGGUAGAAGACCUGUCAACUAGGUAAGGAUACGUAGGCUAG
Aspergillus alliaceus is the source of this 2850-nucleotide messenger RNA. Its product is annotated as ankyrin repeat domain-containing protein. The coding region runs from base 568 to 2598 and encodes 676 amino acids. Lineage: Eukaryota; Fungi; Ascomycota; Eurotiomycetes; Eurotiales; Aspergillaceae. The record is from RefSeq and is a predicted model, not a curated record. Gene Ontology annotation, molecular function: protein binding. The transcript is spliced from 5 exons.